GUUGUUGUUUUGUGUUCUUAAUUCUUAAUUGAUUUUAAUGUGCAAUAUACAUUCUUUGUUUAAUUAAUGAAACGCUUUCGAUAUAUUUUCACAACAAAUAGCUCCUCUCUAGUCUAGCUACAGCCACCCACCCAACCACAACACACAACACCACCCGAAAUCGAAAGCGGCAUUGCGACUUAUUUGAUAGGCGCCGUGCUUUCGUCAACAUGGUCGACAUUAACUUAGAAUGCGUGGAGCUGAUUGAGCCACAGCGGGCGACAUCCACAGAGCAACAGCAACAACAGUAUCUGGAGGCGGCUCGCAUACUGCUCGUCUUGCUGGAGAAUGUGCUCAGUCAGCCAAAUAACCUCAAGUUUCGCACCAUACGUCUGGAGAACAAGGCGAUCAAGGAGAAACUGCUCUCAUUGCCAGGCAGCGAGCCGCUGCUCAUUGCAAUCGGUUUCAGACGCACGCCAAGCUCCAACGUGUACACGCUGCCAAGCGAGGUGCCGCUGCAGCAAAUACAAAAAUACAAAGACGUCCUAAGCAAGCGGCGGGAGGCAUGGCUAAACGGCGCAAUUCCAAAAAGUCCAUUUAAUGCUCAUGCAAAGCCUGUGUCAACAUCACGCCGCGAAAUGGCAGCUGUAUGUGCAACGCCUUUGUUCAUUCAACCUUCAGUGCCCUAUAAACAACGCAUUACCUUUCCACGAGUGCUGCGCACACCGAACCGAUUCCUGCAGUCUCUGGAAUUGUACAGCGAUGCCGUUAUGCAGUACGAGGAUGAGGCGCUGCUGGCCACCGGUCGCAGUCUAAUACCCGUUGAUGAGCUGACAACAAAUGCCAGCUGUAAGCUCGUCGCCAUGCAGGAGCUGAUCUGCUCAGGCGAGUGUCAAGAAAAGGAGCCAUGCAUACGUGAUUUGUUGCUUGUGGAACUCGUUAAUUGGUUUAAGACGGAGUUCUUUGAGUGGGUCAAUAACAUACCGUGUCAGGUGUGCGGCAGUGAAGAUGGCAAAUUGCGUCGUACCCAAACCGAGGGUGAAGUCCGUGUCGAGGUCACCUUUUGUUGUGGCCAAGAAACCAAAUUCCAUCGCUACAAUGACAUUUCGCAGCUUUUGGUAUCGCGCAAGGGGCGCUGCGGGGAGUUCGCCAAUUGUUUUACAUUCCUAUGCCGUUGUCUGGACUACGAUGCGCGGUUAGUGCACUCCCACUUCGAUCAUGUGUGGACUGAGGUCUACUCAGAGACGCAAAUGCGCUGGCUGCAUGUCGAUCCAUCGGACAAUGUGGUGGACUCGCCGCUGAUGUAUCAGCAUGGCUGGAAGCGGAGCAUUGACUAUGUAUUUGGCUACUCCCGCGAUGAUGCACAGGACGUGACCUGGCGAUAUACCAACAAUCAUCAGCAAAUACUGCAGAUACGUAAACUCUGCACUGAGAAAGAGCUCAUCGAUACGCUGAAUAUGAUUAGAACAAAGCGUCAGCAAUUCGCAACUGUCGAACGCAAAAAGUUCCUAAGCCAGCGUAACAUGUUCGAGGUCAUCUCAAUGACCGUGGAACGCACCCCAACGGAGAGUGAGCUGAAGGGCAGAAGCUCGGGCAGCUUGUCGUGGCGACAGUCGCGAGGUGAACACACAUUCACCAAUAUUUUCGUAUUCACGCCAAACGACACCGAGCUGGAGCGGCGUCAGUUAAAUCUACGCUACAGCUGUGCCAACGAUAUGUACGAACGAUAUACCAAAGAUGGCGAACGGGUGAACGUGCUCGAGACAUACAAAACAUGGCAGAGUGCUCAAUUUGCGUCGAAGAAUAUUUUUCGCAAGGUAGAGCGUGACUGGAAAAUGGCCUAUUUGGCGCGCUUAGAGGAUACGGACAGCGCUGAAAUCAUUUGGAAAUUUAAUUUAACCAAAACAAAUCUUAAGGUGAAAUCCUAUAAACUUAUCUUCGAAACGAAAACCUUUGGCGAGGGCAAAAUAAUUGUGAGCGUGGAAACCAACGAUGGCAACCAGUGCAUCGAAAACGCCAGUGAAUUCCAGAUUGUAGCCAAAUUAAGCGGUGGCAAAGGUGACGUGGCUUGGCAGCAUACACAGCUCUUCAGACAAGGUCUCAACUCAAGAGAAUAUCCUUUUGAGUUAGAAGUAGUAUUGCACUAACAAUUACAUAUAACUUGCAUAUGUCUGAAAAAAAAUUCAUAUUCAAUUGUAAAUAAGUCAACCAUAUAUAUAUAUAUUUAUAUACAAUAUACAAACGAAUUGUUCAAUGUAUUGAAAGGA
Molecule: messenger RNA, 2246 nt
Organism: Drosophila grimshawi
Lineage: Eukaryota; Metazoa; Arthropoda; Insecta; Diptera; Drosophilidae
Gene: Pngl
Product: peptide-N(4)-(N-acetyl-beta-glucosaminyl)asparagine amidase
Exons: 7
Coding region: 210-2126 (638 amino acids)
Biological process (GO): protein quality control for misfolded or incompletely synthesized proteins; protein deglycosylation; glycoprotein catabolic process
Cellular component (GO): cytosol; cytoplasm; nucleus
Molecular function (GO): peptide-N4-(N-acetyl-beta-glucosaminyl)asparagine amidase activity
Source: RefSeq, a predicted model, not a curated record